Messenger RNA from Cuscuta campestris, 1970 nucleotides. Lineage: Eukaryota; Viridiplantae; Streptophyta; Magnoliopsida; Solanales; Convolvulaceae. The record is from the annotation of a GenBank genome assembly.
AGAACCAAAUGGAAACUUGAACUCUAGACCGACCGUUUUUCCGUCCAUAUCUAAAGAUGAACAACCCUACUUAGCGCCUUCAAACUCCCGCCAUUUCAAAAUCUCCCGUCCCAAUCACUCUGAUCCCACCUCCCUUCAUAUACUCCGCCAUUUCUUCACCACAAUUUCUAACCAGAGCGCAAGAGCCCUGUUUUUUGAAACCCUGAAUCGUCGUCGGCCGUCGCAGCUCAAGGCACUCGGUAUUUAGAUCUGCUCGAUUGCUCGAACCUAGAAUGGAGUGCGGAAGGAACAUAUCGUUUUUCAAAGACAUUAAAUCUAGGGAGCUCAACGGAUUCAGAGUGAAAAAAAGACCUUUUGUAAGCAUUCAAUCCUCACUAUUCAGUGAAAUAGGAUCUGUUUCUGUUGAGCACGGAGGUCAGACAUCUCCUCCCAUGGCUAUCUCCUUCUGCAAGACAAGUAAUAAUUGCCAUAUAAUUGCUGUUUCGGAUGAGGGUGGUUACAUUAGCUUGUAUAAUACACGCUCAAAGUUUCUGUCUUCUUCCAAUUACCUGGAAAAUGCAGAAAGGGCUAAGAUUUCUGAAUGGGUUGCACAUGAAAAUGCUAUUUUUGACAUUUGUUGGAAUCAGGAAGAUAGUAAUAUAUUAACAGCUUCGGGCGAUCAAAGUAUAAAGGUAUGGGAUGCAAAUGAACAGAAAUGUGUAAGUGCAUUGAUGGGCCACACUGGAAGUGUGAAAUCUCUUUGUGUACAUCCUACAAAUCACAACAUUAUUGUAUCUGGAUCAAGAGAUGGGUCCUUUGCCCUAUGGGAUUUGAGGUGCUAUAAUAGCAGUUUCCAGAGACUUUGUAUGCUGCCUGUUGCUAUGGUGCGUGAGGCUCAUGUCUCUUCUUGUUUGAGCCGUGGUAGACGGAAAAAGGCUUCUUCUAUGAGCAUCACAUCUGUUCUGCAUUUAAAAGAUGAGAUCUCCAUAGCAACUGCCGGAGCUGUUGACAGCAUAAUAAAGUUAUGGGACACAAGGAAUCUGAAGUCUCCUUUCAGCCAGGCGUGCCCUCAUCCAGAUGUGUCAGCUGAGAAGGAAAGUAAGCUACAUGGUAUAUCUAGUUUAUCUCAAGAUUUAAAUGGAGUUUUUGUCUCUGCAGCUUGCAUGGAUAGCAGAAUAUACCUAUACAACGUCCUUCAGCUAGAGUUAGGGCCAGUGAAAACUUUCUCUGGAUGCCGAAUUGAUUCAUUCUUUGUGAAGUCAUCCAUAAGCCCUGAUGCAGCUCACAUGUUAAGUGGCUCUAGUGAUGGGAAUGCAUACAUAUGGCAGAUAAGGAAUCCUCUAGCAGAUCCCAUUAUACUGAAUAGCCACGAAGGAGAAGUUACUGCAGUAGAUUGGUGCCCAUCUGAGACGGGGAAAAUAGCAACAACAUCAGAUGAUUUCACAGCCCGCAUUUGGAACAUCAAAAGCAGUUGUUACUCUAACACAAGAUCCCCUUCUUCCAUUCGGAAGCGAGUAAUGGCACCUUCAGGCAAUGAAUGCCGGAUGUUAAAACUAUUUCCAGAUGAAAAAACAGAUUCCACCAUUAAUGAUUUCAAUGUUAGUGGUUCAGAUGUAGCAUGCAAAUUCAAUUCUCCCUGCAAUGUUACUGUCUCAGAAAUAAGUACUCAUGAGUCUCAGAAAAGGAAACACUCAGCAUUAGGCUAUGAGAUGAAAGACAACAUGGAAAAGACUCUUGAAUCUUCAACAACGAGCCCUUCUUCUGUUCUCGUUCCUCCAUUUUCUCGCAAGAAAAGAACAAUCAGAGAUUACUAUCUGGUGACCCCGUAAGGAAUGCAUGUUAGUUGUGCAGUAUGUAACAUUACAAGGGAAGUGACAUGGUGUUCAUUUCAUCUGCCUUCUAAAUUUUUGAAGUGACAACUACUAAGAUUUUAUUCCAUAAUCCUCAUUCUUAUAUUAAUAUGUAACAUGCCAUAAAUGCAGAAUUGCCUU